AUGGCUAAACGAACAUCUGGCGCAGUGGAAAGCCGCAGAAAAAAGCAACGUGCCCAUAAUGACUCGUUACUUCUGUCUGGAGUUUUUUCGAAAGGAUCAGCGGACGUGGAGGACUGGGAAAACGCAGAACAAGACUAUGAAUUGGCACCAAGAUCUCUUGACACAAAAGAAGUGGUAGAGGGAUUGCCUAUCAAAAGAGGAAAAGUGGUGGAAAGAGUGGUGAGAGAAAAGGAAGUUCAGGAAGAAGAUGAAGACAAUGAAGAGGAGGAAAAAGUCGAGGAACAGCCUGUGGAGCCAGAAAGUGAGGUCGACGAGAAGAUCGAAGAGGAUAAUUUAACUCCACAAGAAAAACUUGCCAAAAUCAAAGAGGAAAUCGCCUCAUUAGCAUCACAGUUAAUGGAAGACCCCGAGGAAAACAUUUCUGCGCUUACAAAGCUCAGAGUACUUGCUGAAUCCGAGGAGUUUGCAACUAGUCAGUUAGCUAUUUUGGCUCUUGUGCCAGUGUUCAAGUCUCUUGCUCCAGGCUACCAGAUCAGACCAUUGACGGAAGUCGAGCAGAAGGAACGUGUCAGCAAGGAAGUGGCCAAAAUGAGAAACUUCGAGCAGGGCUUAGUCCACAACUACCGUCACUAUAUUGAUCUUCUCAGCAAGCUUGCCAGAGUGCUGGCACUGAACUCUAGCGGAAACAAGAAGGUUACGCCAUUCCAGAUUAAGCAGGGCCACACAGCCACAAACGCAGCUUGUGAGUUGUGUCUUUCAUCGUUGAGACACUUCAACUUCAAGCUCGAUCUUUUCACUAUUCCUGUCCGCAGACUCAACAAGAAGCCGCUGGAUAAGUCUGAUGUGCAGUUGUUCUACAAGUGUUUGAGAACACUUGAGACCUUGCUCAAGGACGAUAAGGACCAUGGAAGCAUCACUUUUGACAUAGUAAGAAUCAUGACCAAAACCAUCAAGGACAAAAAGUUCCGUGUGGACGAGUCUGUCAUUAAUGUCUUCUUGAGUCUUUCCUUGUUGGCUGACUACGAUCCUCAUGGCAUGAAAGAUACAGACAACAAAGUCAAGACUAAAAAGAAGGACAGAGUACAUCUCUCGAAGAAGGAAAAGAAAGCCAGAAAAGAAAUGAAAGCCAUUGACGAGGAAAUGCGUAAGGCAGAGCAAACUAUUACGGCAGAGGAACGUGAGAGAUUUCAAGCUCAGACUUUGAAAUUGCUCUUGAAGUUCUACCUUGAGAUCUUGAGGGCCGCAUCUACAUCAGUGGAUGAAAAGUCUGAAGCGUCGCUAUUAAUGGCUGCCGUCCUCGAAGGAUUAUCGAGAUUUGGUCUGAUGGCCAAUUUUGACUUGUUUGGAGAUUUCCUCGAAGUUUUAAGAGAAACGAUGUUCAACAUUAUCGAAGAACACACCCUCGAAACCGACAAAUACGGAGUCGGCGAGGUGUCUGAUUCUGGAGGAGUCUACACUAAAGAUGAGGCUAGAAAGUUGCUUCUUUCUAUUGUCGCUGCAUUUGCAUUGAUGGUUAACCACAAGGAAGUGGGAAGACUUCCGAUUUCCGUAGACUUGUCCAAGUUUGUGUCGUCCCUUUACACCAUUCUUGCCGACUUGAGUCUUGAUACCGACAUGGAAUUUUCUCACAAAUCGCUCAGACUCGCAGAUCCACUCGAUGACUCUGGUUUUGCUUUCAAACCCGCAGUCAACGUUUCAACGGAAGCAGAAUUGCUCUUGAAGAGUCUUGACUUUAUCUUUUUCCGUUCCAGGGUUGGCAGUCAGGCUCGUGCCAUGCCUUUCAUUAAGAGACUCUAUAUGAGUGCAUUGCAAACUCCAGAAAAGACAACCAUUGCUUUGUUGAAGUUUGUAGGUAAGCUUCUUGGAAAAUAUGGAGAUGGAUUGAAAGGAUUGUGGAGCACAGAGGAUACAAUUGGCGGAGAAGGGGACUACGUUCUCGGCAUCGAGAAAGAAGGUUUCGAGGUGGACUACGAGAGAAGUAAUGUGGGUUCGGCUGUUCUUUGGGAGAACGUUUUGCUCGACAAGCACUACUGUCCCGUAAUUAGAGACGGAUCAAGAAGUUUGAUGAAGAGCAGCAAAGCCAGCAACAGCCGUUAA
Sungouiella intermedia is the source of this 2097-nucleotide messenger RNA. The record is from the annotation of a GenBank genome assembly. NCBI's taxonomy places the organism in Eukaryota, Fungi, Ascomycota, Pichiomycetes, Serinales, Metschnikowiaceae.